Populus euphratica (Euphrates poplar) is the source of this 1191-nucleotide messenger RNA. RefSeq names its product probable pectate lyase 16. The record is from RefSeq and is a predicted model, not a curated record. The transcript is spliced from 4 exons. NCBI's taxonomy places the organism in Eukaryota, Viridiplantae, Streptophyta, Magnoliopsida, Malpighiales, Salicaceae. Gene Ontology annotation, molecular function: pectate lyase activity. Bases 1 to 1179 code for a protein of 392 amino acids.
AUGGCCUCGCUAGCCCACGUCCUGUUGCUUUCAUGUCUUGCUACAUUCUUUGCUUCAAACUUGCAGGCUGAUUCACUUAACUACAAGCCUAAAUCCUUAUCAGGCUAUCUUCCAAGAAAUUAUAAGAAAGUCCUGAAUACCAUAGAUUCAUGUUGGCGGACGGAGUCCGAUUGGGCUACCAAUCGUCGUGCUUUGGCCGAUUGUGCUGUGGGAUUUGGCCAGGCUGCAAUCGGAGGGAAAUACGGGAAAACAUACGUUGUCACUACUCCGGAUGAUGAUCCGAUAAAUCCGAAACCAGGCACGCUUCGGUAUGGUGCUAUCCGGACUGAGCCUCUUUGGAUCAUUUUUGCCAGAGACAUGGUUAUUACACUCGAAAAUGAGCUUAUGAUAAAUAGUUACAAGACUAUAGAUGGGAGAGGUGCUAAUGUCGAGAUUACAGGCGGGCCGUGCCUAAAAAUUGAACAUGUUAGCCAUGUUAUCAUACAUGGGAUUAGCAUUCAUGACUGUAAGCCAGGUAAAAAGGGGCUUGUUAGGAGUAGUCCGAGGCACGUUGGUGAACGCCGAGGUGCUGACGGAGAUGCCAUUGCCAUCUCUGCAUCGUCUAAUAUUUGGAUUGACCAUUGCUAUCUUGCUCGCUGCAUGGAUGGCCUAAUUGAUGUGAUUCAUGCUUCCACUGCUGUCACUAUCUCUAACAACUAUUUCACCGAGCAUGAUAAGGUGAUGCUGCUAGGACACAACGAUAAAUACACUGAGGAUCAAGUUAUGAAAGUAACAGUUGUCUUCAAUCAUUUUGGCCCUAAACUCAAUCAAAGAAUGCCAAGAGUAAGGUUUGGUUAUGCCCACGUUGCCAACAACAGAUAUGAUAAAUGGCAAAUGUAUGCCAUUGGCGGCAGUGCCGGUUCAACCAUAUUCAGUGAAGGGAACUACUUCAUUGCUCCUGACAUUUCCUAUGCCAAAGAGGUUACCAAGAGAGAGGUUUAUGGUGGUUGGAAGAAUUGGAAGUGGAGGUCAUCCAAGGAUGUAUUUAUGAACGAUGCUUAUUUUGUCCAAUCUGGAUAUGGAAGGUGUGCACCACGUUAUUCCAAAGCUCAGUCCUUCACAGCUUCUCCAGGAGCUAUGGCUCCUGCUUUGACAUCUGAUGCGGGCCCUUUAAACUGUGUUGUUGGUGAAGCAUGUUGACACAAGGGACAA